UAUUUUAUUACAUAUUUUUUUUAAAAAAAACAAAACCCUAAACCAGACCCCUCUCUCUCUAACACCUCACCCCUCUUUGAAGCCGCUGCCCACUGGCCACUGCCCAGAGAGUGGACGACGACGGUGAUUCGCUGCCCAGCGAUUUGACGACGACGGAGACGACAGCAUCUUCUCCCCUACUCGCUGACGACGACGGCCAUCUCCUCCCUAAGUCGCCGACGGCAUCUUCACUAACGACGGAAGCGACACAGCUUCUCCCUCCCCAACGACAACACAGCUCCUCCCUAUCCAACGAAGACACAUCUUCUUCCUUGCAAACGGCAGCAACUCAGGAUAGGAAGAAAUUCUAAUUUCUAAAACAAGUUGAUGAGUUCUUGAACACCAAGGUUGCACCUCAAGAGUUUGUGGAUGAGAUUAAGUUUUCAGGCAACAAGGUUCAUUACUUAUGGGACGUAAUAUACGCCAUUCCGAAUCUCCUAUUAGGGGUAGAAGUCCUCCUCGUAGGAGGAGUCCAUCACGGAGGGAGAGAUCACCGACACGGCAUAGGAGCUCCCAUAAGGGUGGCUCUCCAAUUAAAGAGAAACCUCGACGUGAUGUUAAGUCUCCUAAGCAUGGAAGAUCAAUAUCACCUUUUCCUCGUUCUCGAUCACGGUCCCCUUCUCCACGAACGAAAAGGUUGAGGAGAGCACAAGCUGGAAGUGAUGAGAGAGGACAUGAAAUAAAUCAUGGUAGAGGAAGUGAAAGGGGUGCACAUAAGGACAGGGGUCAAGAAAAAGAAACUGGGAGAGAGAGGAAGGAGAGAUGGUCAGAUAGAGAUGACCUCGAUAGUAAUCCUUUAAGAUCAAGGCAUGGUAAUGCUACUUCUCCUUUGAAACAUAACCAAAGGAGUAGACAUAGAUCUUACUCACCUCAACCAUCUGGCGAAAACAAAAAUCAUGAAAGGGAGAAAGUAAAUGAGGGAAGCCAAGAGAGGAAAAAUGGUAGAGGAAGUAAUAGAGCUACAGGGGAAAGACGACAAGAUAUAGAUAUUGAGAGCAUGAGAACAGAGAGAAGAUCUAGGAGAGAUGGUAAUGAUCACAAGUCUUUAAAAUCAAAAGAUGGAAUUUCUACAUCUCCAUCUAGUUGGCAUCACAGGAACAAAAACAAAUCUCACUCUCCUCAGCCAGUUGCUGAUACUCGAGCUCGUGAUGAGGAGCCAACUAUAAAAGAAUCUGAAGAAAGGGAUAAUGAAGAUGACUCCGUCUCUAAAAUGAAAAUUGCUGAGGAUGCGCUAGCAGCAAAACAGAAGGAGAAACCUUCAUUUGAGCUUUCAGGAAAGCUCGCCGCAGAAACUAAUAGAGUCAGAGGUAUAACAUUGUUGUUCAAUGAACCCCCUGACGCAAGGAAACCUGAUGUAAGGUGGCGGCUUUAUGUUUUCAAGAAUGGUGAAGCUCUCAAUGAACCCUUGUACAUACACCGUCAAAGCUGCUACCUUUUUGGGAGAGAAAGAAGGGUGGCAGAUGUUCCUACUGACCACCCAUCCUGCAGCAAGCAACAUGCUGUUAUACAAUUUCGGCAAGUAGAGAAGGAGAAACCUGAUGGUACUCUAACAAAGCAAGUAAAGCCUUAUGUAAUGGAUCUUGGAAGUACAAACAAAACUUUUCUCAAUGAUGUUGCCAUUGAAUCUGAACGUUAUUAUGAGCUUCACGAAAAAGAUACUAUUAAGUUUGGCAACAGUAGCCGAGAGUAUGUGCUAUUGCAUGAGAACUCAGCCCAAUGAGAGAUUGGAGACUAAUUUGCUUUUUCUGAAGUUCACUUUAAUGUUUGUGCAUGGAGACGAGUAUUUUACUUGAGGGUGUUUUUUUGGUUCUUAGCCAUCCAGUGAUGUGUGAAAACUUAUCUCUAAUUUUGUAAGUCAUUAACUUGGGGAGCACUUCACCUGGCUAUACCCUAAACUAGCUACUAGCUUUAUGUCUUAGCAACUUAUCUCUAGUGAUAAAUGCAAGGUAUCAUCUGUUGUUUUUUUUUUUCAACUUACUAAUUUAUCAAUGGAGACGUUUUUCCUCUUAUUAUUA
Cannabis sativa is the source of this 2054-nucleotide messenger RNA. RefSeq names its product FHA domain-containing protein DDL-like. Lineage: Eukaryota; Viridiplantae; Streptophyta; Magnoliopsida; Rosales; Cannabaceae. The record is from RefSeq and is a predicted model, not a curated record. Gene Ontology annotation, molecular function: protein binding; mRNA binding. The coding region runs from base 446 to 1759 and encodes 437 amino acids. The transcript has 12 exons. Gene Ontology annotation, cellular component: nucleus.